CUUGCAGGAAGUGACGUUUGUCAUAGCAACAAAACUUGGUUACGGUUUGUUUAUAUCUGGUGCAGCCUGUAGAAUAAUUUUAGGGAAGACUUCUGUUCCGUACACAACAAAUUAUGGCUGCUAAGGGAGCAACAGAGGUCGUUGAGGGGGUCAAAAUGGGACCAGGUGGUGUACCAGAAGGAUCCAAGACCGGUGAAUUUUACAGAACUGACAACAUCCCUACACGCUUCGAUAACCCAGACUGGUUCCAGGGCUAUGGAAAUAAACAACAACACCCAAUGUACAGGACUAGUUCAUGUUCAUACGGAGCCAAGGCACCAUCUGUUCAUACCAUGCCCACCUCAUUUCACUGCAUAUCACAGAAAUUCUCUGAGCACCUUGGAAAAUGUGGAAUGUACAGGAAUCAUUCUCUCAACACCGGCUUGGACAUCAGUCGUGUUUAAUUCUUAUAACCUCUCCACCAUCAGAUCGAGAUUGAAUUGAAUGGAUUUUACACAACUAUAAAGUGGAUGGAAACAGGAAAAUAUUAUAAAGAAUAGAAAACUCAGUAAAACAUAGGCUUAAUUUGGACUAAGAUCUUAACACCUAUACCUAGAUAUCACCGGUGUGUCAUGGUUUACGUACCGCCUUUGUUAUGUGUACAUGGCUAUGUAUGAGGAGUGUUAGUUUGGGUGAGAAUGGAGGCCAGUUUCUUUAGCUCUGAUAUAAAUCUGCUGAUAACAACAUGUCCUGAAGGAUUAAACACCUGCAGAUUAACUCCGGAUACGUACAUUAAAUACCAAUAGAAGAUUGAGUACCAGACAAAAUACAACUAUCGGGAGCAUUUCGCAGACUUAAAUCAGAAAUUUAGAAUUAUGGUCAGAAUGGAAUAAUUUGUUAAAUUUGGCACAAAUUUAUAUAGUAAAUUCUUGUCAUUUCUGUUUUUAUUUGUACAUAAAUAAUAUACGGUUUUGUUUAUAAUAUGUCAUGACUUUUAUCAUGCAAUUUCUGAAUAAAUGUAUUUGAGGAAAUAUA
Pecten maximus is the source of this 1014-nucleotide messenger RNA. Its product is annotated as UPF0691 protein C9orf116 homolog. Gene Ontology annotation, cellular component: axonemal microtubule. Gene Ontology annotation, biological process: axoneme assembly. Bases 114 to 443 code for a protein of 109 amino acids. The record is from RefSeq and is a predicted model, not a curated record. The transcript is spliced from 4 exons. NCBI's taxonomy places the organism in Eukaryota, Metazoa, Mollusca, Bivalvia, Pectinida, Pectinidae.